Messenger RNA from Balaenoptera acutorostrata (minke whale), 898 nucleotides. It is a transcript of the gene GOLT1A, whose product is annotated as golgi transport 1A. The coding region runs from base 70 to 594 and encodes 174 amino acids. Lineage: Eukaryota; Metazoa; Chordata; Mammalia; Artiodactyla; Balaenopteridae. The record is from RefSeq and is a predicted model, not a curated record. The transcript is spliced from 5 exons. Gene Ontology annotation, cellular component: endoplasmic reticulum; membrane. Gene Ontology annotation, biological process: retrograde transport, endosome to Golgi; endoplasmic reticulum to Golgi vesicle-mediated transport.
UCCUCACCCCUUGCCAGCUUCCACCCGGAAGGUCUCCCAGGCAGCCUGCAGCAUGAUCUCCAUCACCGAAUGGCAGAAAGCCAAGAUUCCUGGAUGGCAGUGGAGCCACCCCAUCCCCCGCCCCCCAGAGGGCACCUGUCCAGCGGCAAUGGGGGGAAGUUCCAGCAUCCCAAGCUGCUCCCCAAAGCCCAUCCCACCACAACCUCCUUGCCCAUUGCAGAGAUUGGUGUGGGCACCACCGGCUUCGGCAUCUUCUUUAUCCUCUUUGGAAUGUUCCUGUACUUUGAUUCAGUGCUCCUGGCCUUCGGAAACCUGCUGUUCCUGACCGGCCUCUCCCUCAUCAUCGGCCUGAGGAAGACGUUUUCCUUCUUCUUCCAGAGGCACAAGCUCAAGGGGACCAGCUUCUUCCUGGGGGGCGUGGUCAUUGUGCUCCUGCGCUGGCCCCUCCUGGGCAUGCUCCUGGAAACCUAUGGCUUCUUUAACCUCUUCAAGGGCUUCUUCUCUGUCGCCUUUGGCUUCUUGGGCAAUACCUCCAACAUCCCCUUCCUGAGCGUGCUGUUCCAGAGGCUUCAAGGCACCAGCUCAAUGGUCUGAAGAGCGGAGAUAAGCUGCUUGAACUUGGAUCAUUGGUUGAGGGGGCUGGAAAGGAAAUGGGGGCCACCCCCUCAGGCCCCCACCCCGCAAUGACUCAUCUCCCCAUCAUACCUGGACCUCUCCAAGUCCAGAAGGAAGGAUGGAGCCGAGUGACUGACCUCAAAUCCCCAAGUCAACGCAAGAAGCUGUCAGGACUGUUGGAAGCAGAGACCCGGGUCCCUCCCAUGGAGACUGAAUGGGAUCACACCCCACCCUGUAUUUAUCAGAGGAAAAGCAAAGAUUAAAUCCCCAAGCUGUAAAUGUG